Molecule: messenger RNA, 1089 nt
Organism: Lodderomyces pseudojiufengensis
Lineage: Eukaryota; Fungi; Ascomycota; Pichiomycetes; Serinales; Debaryomycetaceae
Gene: CHA1
Product: Cha1p
Exons: 1
Coding region: 1-1089 (362 amino acids)
Biological process (GO): L-threonine catabolic process; L-serine catabolic process
Molecular function (GO): L-serine ammonia-lyase activity; threonine deaminase activity; pyridoxal phosphate binding
Source: RefSeq, a predicted model, not a curated record
AUGUCAGAAAUUUUGCAACCAAAUUUAAAUACAUAUUCAAAAUUAAAACCAAACACACAUAAAAAACUUCAGUCAUCUCAUUCCAGAACAAGUUUGAUUGAUGUAACAGAUAAAUUACCUAUUCAACCACCAUGUAGAAUUUUAUUUAAAAAUGAAAUGGAACAUGCUUCAGGUUCUUUCAAAUUAAGGGGUAUUGGAAAUUUAGUAAAAACAUCAAUUGAAAAAGCACAAUCAAAAGGUAUACCAUUAAAUCAAAUACAUGUGUUUGCAUCAAGUGGUGGAAAUGCAGGAUUAGCAGCUGCUUAUUCAGCUAAAUUUUAUAAUGUAUCUUGUACUGUAGCUAUACCAAUAAUUGCAAAACCAAUAAUUCAAACAAAAUUAAAAGAAUUUGGAGCAAGAGUAAUAUUAUUUGGAAAUUCAAUAAAUGAAGCAGAUCAACAUUUAAAAAAUAUAAUAAAUUCAGCAAGUCAAGAUAUUUUUCCUAUAUAUUGUCAUCCAUUUGAUAAUCCAGAAAUAUGGCAUGGUCAUUCUACAUUAGUAGAUGAAGUAUCUCAACAAGUUGAAAAUAAAGAUAAAAUAAAAGGAUUUGUUUGUUCAUUUGGUGGAGGAGGAUUAUAUAAUGGAAUAUAUCAAGGCAUGGUUCAAAAUGAUAUAUCUGGAGAUAUCUUAUUACUAGAAACAGCUCAAGCACCAACAUUAACAGAAACUAUAAAAGCAAACAACAUCAUACAAUUAAAAAAUGUUAAUUCAUUAGCUACUUCUUUAGCAUGUUCAUAUACUACUAAACAAUCAUUACAAUAUUAUCAAGAUAGAGAUAAUGGAAUUCAAUCACAUUUAGAAUUAAUAGAUGAUAUGGAUGCUUUAAGAGCUUGCAUUGCAUAUAAUAAAUGUUGUAAAAAAACAGUUGAACCAGCUUGUGGUACUGCUUUAUCUGUUUGUUACGACAAAAUAGAUUUAUUAUUUAAAAAUUUUUCCCAUUUAAAAAAAGAUGAUAUUUUGGUGAUUGUCGUUUGUGGUGGUUCAUGUACCACUGAUGAAGAAUUGAAACAAUUCGAACAAAUAUUGAAGAAGUCAGAAACCAAACUUUAG